Molecule: messenger RNA, 1499 nt
Organism: Agrilus planipennis (emerald ash borer)
Lineage: Eukaryota; Metazoa; Arthropoda; Insecta; Coleoptera; Buprestidae
Exons: 3
Coding region: 211-942 (243 amino acids)
Source: RefSeq, a predicted model, not a curated record
CAUUAUAUUUCAGGCCUCGUCUCGUAAAUAAGACGACUGUAGUAGCUCUAUUUGUUAUCGGUUUUCACACAAUUAAAAGAAAAGUAAGCAAUCCCUCCGCCCGCACCGGCGUGUCGAUUUCCGUUGUCGAUUGGCUGAUUAGUCAUUCUUUAUUUGUGUGUCGGAUCGAACACCAGACUUUCUUUUUCCUCGUGAACCUAUUUCGCAACAAUGCCGAAACUCAUUCGUAAACGCCGGGCUAGUGUCAGAAGUGAUUCUAGUGACAAAAGUGCUUCGAGAAAACUGAUAAAACUGAUUGAAAACAUCGACCAACGCCUAAAAGUGAUGGAGAAGAAAGGCCGGUCAAUGUAUCGAAGGCCCUUAUCAUCUUCCCCGUCGGCUUCGUCAUCAAGUGGUUCGAGUCGUUCCCUAUCUCGCGACUCGCAGGUCUCCAGCUCUGAUGAGGAACGCCACCAGCGUGGCGACAGGGAACCACAGGCGACUAGCAAAAAGCCGGACGUUAUUACCGUUGAUGAGGGUUCAGGAAGGCAGGAGGAACAACAAACUUCAGCAGACCUUCCGUUGAGUGAGGACAUUCUCGAAAUAAUGGGAAAGGUUAACCCUGACUCUCUAGCAUGGGGACCCAUCUUUCACAAGGAUGUGAUAGUGCGGUGGCGAGGCAUUAUGGCUUCCGGAUUGUCUGAGGACUGUUUACAGGAAUUGUUUACCAAGUACCCUCCGCCCGAAAACUUUCGUAUAUUGACAGCACCACUCUUAAACCCUCAGGUUGAAAGAGUCCUGUCAGAAUCUCAUAGACUACGCGACGUAAAACUGCAAAACCUCCAACGUCAGUUGUCCACAAGUCUCACAACGAAUGGUCAACUUCUUAAUCUAAUUUUGACAGAAGAGGGGGAGGGGGCAACAGAAAAUACAUUCAACUACUGCAUGAUGCAGGAAGAUUGAUGACCAACAUUUGGCACACUCAAUUAAACACUCGAAGGGAGUUAAUCGAAAUAAAUUUAAAUAAGGAUUUCCAAGAAGCUAAUAAAGAAAUCCCAUGAGACACCUUACUUUUCGGCAGCGACCUGGAGGAGCGUCUUAAAAACAAUAAAGACUUGAUGCAAGCCACAAAAGCACUACUCAAAACUAAACAAACUGGGGCAAUCAACAAAACCACGUCAUUUCGCAGGUCGUUAAACUACAAAGCUCCACCCCGAUUUCAACAACAGGGAACGCGUCGGGGAUGGAGCCGUCAUUACCAACACGCUCCCACAACUCCCAGGCAGAGCAGGGUCCAGAACCACCAAAUCCCCAAGAAGACGCAACAACGCCGCCCUUAGAGGUCAGUACUCUAGCAGGUAGCCUUCACUUAUAUUAUCAUAAUUGGAAAGCUAUUACGACAAAUAAGACUGUGUUAGGUUGGAUCAAAGGACUAAAGAUCCCUUUUACAAGGCACCCUAAACAACAAACAGUAACACACAGGAGUUGGUCGGCCACUGAACAAGUACUUAUAGAAACUU